AUGAGGACACCCGGAGACUUUAUAUCGCUGGUUACGCUAUGGAGCCUUAUAUUGCGCUUAACUACAGCUACUAUUGAUUGUGUUUGCUCAACUGAUGACUGUCGCCAUGACAACCAGUCCAUGUGUAUGGCAGAAUACAUGUGCUAUGUACAGUACACACCAAACCUUGAGGACCAUGGUAGCACCCCAAAAGAACCAGUCAUGAGGGGGUGCAUCAAUACACGCACCCCCCUGCUGUGUGAGAACAGGCGUCCCAGACACGAUGGUCCAUGGCCUGUAUUGCUAUGUUGUAGUGAUGACCUGUGUAAUAGAGAUGUCUUACCGACAAUACCUACAUGGUUACAAAAAAUAAAAAAUGGAAAGAACCAUACAAAUACAGACCUUGGCGAUUCAGUUGUGAAAGACACUCCCCAUGAUGCCUCAGGAAAGCAUUAUAUUAUAAACUCAGAAGACAUUGGUGCUGAUAUUCCAAAAGCUCGUAACAUGACAAUUAACCCAAUAUAUGUUGCAGUGCCGAUCGCAGGCACAUGUGUGCUCUUAGCACUUAUUAUAUUUGGCAUUUACAUCUUAAAAAGACGGCAUAUACAAUAUGAAAACUGUUACUAUGACACUGGAGAACAUCAACAACAAAGUAGUGUAAUACCCAAAGAACAAUUUUAUCAACAAAAUGGGCAUCUAUUAAAACAAAAUGGACAUCUGCCUAAACAAAAUGGACAUCUGUUGAUACAGAAUGGACAGCCACCACCGCCUUCAAUAGUGAGAACUUCUAGUAAAUCUCCGACCUACUCAGAUACUGAGAGAUCUUCUUCAGGGAGCGAAAGUAAAUUAUUAAUGAAAGUGUAAACUAUUGUUUUAGCUAGAUGUUUAAUAUACAAUCACAUCUCUGAUUGAUACAGGGUAGUACAGAAAGUAUGAAGAAUUCAAAGUAAUCUAUGGAUUUUUUCUGUGUCACUCUGUAUCUGAACAUACCUUUAUCUUAAUUUUCUCAGGGGUUCUUGAC
Messenger RNA from Owenia fusiformis, 1000 nucleotides. The record is from the annotation of a GenBank genome assembly. Lineage: Eukaryota; Metazoa; Annelida; Polychaeta; Sabellida; Oweniidae.